Messenger RNA from Odobenus rosmarus divergens (Pacific walrus), 1530 nucleotides. RefSeq names its product chromosome unknown open reading frame, human C7orf41 (gene MTURN). Gene Ontology annotation, biological process: positive regulation of megakaryocyte differentiation; regulation of signaling. The record is from RefSeq and is a predicted model, not a curated record. The coding region runs from base 214 to 609 and encodes 131 amino acids. Gene Ontology annotation, cellular component: cytoplasm. The transcript has 3 exons. NCBI's taxonomy places the organism in Eukaryota, Metazoa, Chordata, Mammalia, Carnivora, Odobenidae.
CAGCAUGUAAACAGUCCCCGCCGGGAGGAGCCCCGGGACCGGAGGGAGCCGCGCCGCCCGGCCCCGCCGCCUGCCCGAGAGCCCGCAGAGCUGCGCGCUGCCCGCCCGGGAGGAGGGCGCCCGAGGAGAGAGGAGGGCGGGCGGGCGGCGGAGGGAGCGGGAGGCGGGCGGCGCGCGAGGAGGCUGAGCGAGCGGCGGGCGCGGCGGGCCAGGAUGGAUUUCCAGCAGCUGGCUGACGUUGCGGAGAAAUGGUGCUCCAACACGCCCUUCGAGCUCAUCGCCACCGAGGAGACCGAGCGCAGGAUGGAUUUCUACGCCGACCCCGGCGUCUCCUUCUACGUGCUGUGUCCGGACAACGGCUGCGGGGACAAUUUUCACGUGUGGAGCGAGAGCGAGGACUGCCUGCCUUUCUUGCAGCUGGCACAGGAUUACAUCUCCUCCUGCGGCAAGAAGACGCUCCACGAAGUCUUGGAGAAAGUCUUCAAGUCUUUCAGACCUUUGCUGGGGCUUCCGGAUGCGGACGAUGAUGCGUUUGAAGAGUACAGUGCAGAUGUGGAGGAGGAGGAGCCCGAAGCAGACCACCCCCAAAUGGGGGUCAGUCAGCAGUAACCUUCCGAGGGCUCCCGCCUGAGAAGGAGAGUGAACCCCCUGGUACCCGAGGUGGGGUCGCGUGCUCCUGGGUUAGCAUUUUUGCAUUAGCACUUCGAAACAGGACGUCUGACUCCCAGCAUCUAAAUUAAAACUAGGUACCUUUUUAUUGACCGCAAAAUAUCUGGGAUGAGCUUUGCUCAGAAGUGACCUGAAUUUUACUCCCGUUUCAGUGGGUUUCUAUGGGGUUUUCUCAGUAGCCUUUGCCAUUUUGAAUUUAGAGUCCAUUUUGUGGCUGACUGUUCUCUCUUGAGUUUGUGUUGGAGAACUAACAUUAGCGGACUCGAAUGUAGAGAACUCUGAAUGUAUUAAGGAUAUGUUUUGAGUCCUCAAAGGUGACAUUAUUGAGGGAAAGCAUGACAGAGAAGAAAUGCAGUCUGCACUUUUUAUGUACUUUUUAAAUGUCCAUGAGUGAAGGAAUUUGCUUAUAAAGCAUGAGUUUUAAUAUCUAGUCAUUAAACUGCACAAGUGCAAAUACAAGGGCAGAAAAAGAUAAUCACUUAGCUUUGGACGAAGAGGGAGGGGAAGGGAGGCAGAGAAGCCUUUGUUGAAGUGUUCUGGCAUUACUAAGUUACCUGGAUAGAUAGCAGCUGGUUCAUGGUUAGUAUAAACAUUACUUGCAUGUUCAAUUAUUUUAAAACAUGCUAAUUCCAAAGCCACUUUUGAAAUCUAAUAGUGGAAAAUAUCAAUGGGGUGACAAAUGAUUGAUGUCUCUAAAAUCUCUAUAAACUGUCCCACAUGUGAAAUGAAACAUUUACAUUCUCUCUUUAUAACCAGAUGGCAACUUGUUAAAUCAUGAAAACAUUCAGAAUCCAAGUGCCACUUAAACUUUGAAGCCAUAGAUAAAUUUAAUGGGGGAAAUAAACCAGGAUAAAAUUUUUU